Molecule: messenger RNA, 1007 nt
Organism: Beta vulgaris subsp. vulgaris (sugar beet)
Lineage: Eukaryota; Viridiplantae; Streptophyta; Magnoliopsida; Caryophyllales; Amaranthaceae
Exons: 5
Coding region: 199-804 (201 amino acids)
Biological process (GO): positive regulation of DNA-templated transcription
Cellular component (GO): nucleus
Molecular function (GO): chromatin DNA binding; transcription coactivator activity
Source: RefSeq, a predicted model, not a curated record
UAACAAUUAACACACAAUAGAAGUCUCACGUAAAAACGCUCUUUAGAAGGUGAUUGAUCUGUCGAGAAGGUUGUGGAAUCUCCCAAAGUGCUCAUCAAAUUCAUUGCCAAUUUCGACACAAAUACUACACGACUUCAUCAAUUGAGGUGAGAGAAGCAGAGAAGAAAUCGAAAGAAGAAAUCGAAGGAAGAAACAAAAAUGGCUCAAAACCCUCAAUUAUUUUCUAAUGGGAUGCCCGUCCCCUUUUACGGCGAACUGUUUGUGUUAGCCAGAGAUGGUGUCGAGUUCGAAGUCGAUAAAAUCUCCGGGAGCGGAAAAGUGAAAGCCAAGGGAACUAUCUACUUGUCAAAUGUGCGCAUGGUAUUUGUUGCAAGCAAGCCUGCUGGGAAUUUUUAUGCAUUUGAUAUGCCUUUGUUACAUGUUCAUGCUGAGAAAUUCAACCAGCCAAUUUUUCAAUGCAAUAAUAUAUCAGGAAAUGUGGAACCGGUUGUUCCUGAAACCGAGAAUAGGGCUCUGUACUCAACCCACUCAUUCAAAAUUCUAUUCAAGGAGGGCGGCUGUGGCACCUUUAUCCCAUUGUUCUUCAACUUAAUCAAUUCUGUGAGGCAGUACAAUCAACAUGUUGCACCUGUGUCAGAGCCUCGUGUUGAUCCACUACGUGCAGCACAGACUCCUGUGGAUGAAAUGAUGAGACAUGCGUAUGUUGAUCCAAAUGAUCCUUCUAAGAUCUAUCUGCAGCAGCCUACACCAGAGUCGAAUUUGAGGCGGCGUACAUACCAUUCGCAAGGUGAUAACACUAUGUAGUGCUAUUUUGUUAUUCUGGAAGGCAUAUCAACUUAUAAUGAAAUCUGAAAUGCUCUCCUGGCUUGUCAAUACGUCUUCCAUGCUCUUUUUUUCAUCUUUUUUGUGGAGUUUGGAACUUGUAUUAUACGCACGUUGUUGGCUUUGUUAUAAUGUCUUGUAUAUAUUGUUGCACAAUUUAUAAAUUCCAUAGCUUUUGGAUAUCA